AUGGCUUUCACCACAGCUCGGUUGGCCACACUGUCCCCCAGCGCCCUAUUCAAGAUUAUCGGGGCACCAAAUACGGAGAAGCUCGUCCGCCUCGACGGGAAGCCCCUCGCCCCUGGGAUGCCAGAGCAGUUGGUCGAAAAGACGGAGUGGGAAGAUUGGAUCGACGAAGACGAGGAAGACGUCCGGCUUAUUGACUUUGGCGAAGCUUUCCCGCACAGCGCGCCACCCACCAAACUUGCCGAACCGGGUGGCCUCCAGGCCCCUGAGGGAAUAUUUACGGGGAAGUUUGACUACAGGGUCGACCUGUGGCGGGCGGGCUGCACGUCCAAACUGGAGGGGAAAUUCACACGACAUGCCACGGACCCAAGUUUGAGGCCUUUGCUGGCUAUUAUUAAGGGGUUGAUGCGGUUCAGGCCCCAGGACCGCAUCUCUGCGGACGACGCGCUGGUCCUGUUGGACGGACCUGAGCCCUCUAAGAAGCCGGAGCCGGAGCCAAAAGCGAAGGGUGACAACAAAGCCAAAGGCAACCUCAACGCCGCUGAAGGCGGCACCAGUGAAGAAGAAGGCGAACUCAACGUCGGGGGCAACGUCGACGCCGAAGAAGGCACAGACAUCGAGAACCACACCAAUAGCAAAAGCAACAGCAACAGCAACAACGACAACGACGGCAACUCAGCCGACGGGGAAGCAAACAACAAAGACAACAAAGGGAGGGAUUGUGAAGAAGUAGAAAAUAUCGAGCCUUUGUCGGUACUAUCUAAUUCAACAAGUUGGAUGAACAACAGGGGCAUUCUUGAAAUAUUUCCAAGGACGGAACAAUACAAUACCACGUUGGCACCAAGAUGCAGAAUACGAGCAAUCGUCAGUUACUCAUCAAGCCAUGGAAUCCCCGCCGAUGCCCAACCUUGCCCUCAGCGCGGCAUUCCCUCGGGAUUCGGGAUCCCGCAGUUGAUGGGCCCCACUCCAACUCCGAAGGACUCCUCCACCCCCCAGAACAGGCAACCGUGA
Chaetomium globosum CBS 148.51 is the source of this 1008-nucleotide messenger RNA. RefSeq lists its product as uncharacterized. Lineage: Eukaryota; Fungi; Ascomycota; Sordariomycetes; Sordariales; Chaetomiaceae. The transcript is spliced from 2 exons. Bases 1 to 1008 code for a protein of 335 amino acids. The record is from RefSeq and is a predicted model, not a curated record.